AUGUCGGGCGGCAUCCAGGACGUGCGCGCGGAGGACAUCACGGCGAUCAACUCCGAGUCCGGCGUGCGCAUCAAGACCGCCGUGGGCCGUGGCGCGUACGUGAAGGACGUGUUCGUGCGGCGGAUGACGCUCACCACCAUGAAGUGGGUGUUCUGGAUGACGGGCAACUACAAGUCCCACCCGGACGACAAGUACGACCCCAACGCCAUCCCCGUCGUGGACAGCAUCAGCUACCAGGACGCGGCUGGAGGGCAUCCAGGGCGCGCCGUUCCGGGGCAUCUGCGUCGCCAACGUCACCGCCGAGCUGUCCAAGUCCAGGAAGUACCCUGGACGUGCGCCGACGUCGAGGGCGUGUCGGUUAACGUCAGCCCGGCGCCGUGCGAGCCGCUCCAGGGCGCGCACGACGGCGCCUGCCCGUUCCCGACCGACACGCUGCCCAUCGACCAGGUCACCGUGCAGCAGUGCGCCUACGACGUCCCCGGCGGCGGCAACUAG
Molecule: messenger RNA, 495 nt
Organism: Miscanthus lutarioriparius
Lineage: Eukaryota; Viridiplantae; Streptophyta; Magnoliopsida; Poales; Poaceae
Source: the annotation of a GenBank genome assembly